ACCGCUUAAAGUCGCCCCCCACGCUGUUGUGUAAAUUCUGACUUUGGGUCCAACGAAUCAGCCUCACAACGAACGAAGUUAUAUUUUUAUCUUAACUUUCGUGCGUCUCCAAAAGAGUAACAGCAUGCUGUCAUCUGGCGCUGCAAACCGAUUGGUGACAGGGUUGUGUGGCAAGGCAUGGAGACCAGCCCUCUCAGGACUGGUAUCAGUUCGUGGUUAUCGAGGAGAUACACCAGAUGACACCAGAGGAGACCUGAUUGAGAUCCCUUUACCACCUUGGGAGGCAAAGCCUGACGAGCCCAUUGAUAUUAAGAGACGUAGACUUCUUUAUGAGAGUCGCAAGAGGGGCAUGCUGGAGAACUGCAUAUUGCUCAGCCUUUUUGCAAAGCGUUACCUGAACACAAUGACGGAGAACCAGCUGCAGCAGUAUGACCAGAUAAUAAAUGAACCAAGCAAUGACUGGGACAUCUACUACUGGGCCACAGAAGCUCAACCUACUCCUGAUGUUUACCAAGGAGAAGUCAUGGAUAUGCUGAAAGAGUUCACAAAGAACCGCAACCAGGAACAGAGGUUGGAUGCUCCAAGCUUGGAGUACUUGGAAAAUGCGAGUCAUUAAGGUCCAAAAGUCCGUGGAUAUCCUCAGAGAUGAAUAUGUUUUGUGAUGUUUGAAACAGUAUAAAUAAUAGUGCCAUUUCUCCAGAAACUUCCACCAGCUAAGCUUUCAGUGAUAAGAGUCAAGACGAGGUUGUGUGGAGAAUUUAUGUAAUAUAUCAUGCAUAGUUGAAAUGACUUUACUAUAAAUACUAUAAAAUUAUUUUAAAGCAAUGCCUAAGAAAUCCUCAAUAUGUAGACAUGUGUGCUGUAAGUAAUGAAUAUCUGUUUAUUUCCUACAUGCAUAUAAAUUAUUCCCAUGUUGUGUAAUACAAA
Cynoglossus semilaevis (tongue sole) is the source of this 927-nucleotide messenger RNA. RefSeq names its product succinate dehydrogenase complex assembly factor 2 (gene sdhaf2). Bases 125 to 616 code for a protein of 163 amino acids. NCBI's taxonomy places the organism in Eukaryota, Metazoa, Chordata, Actinopteri, Pleuronectiformes, Cynoglossidae. The transcript has 4 exons. The record is from RefSeq and is a predicted model, not a curated record. Gene Ontology annotation, cellular component: mitochondrion. Gene Ontology annotation, biological process: mitochondrial respiratory chain complex II assembly; protein-FAD linkage; tricarboxylic acid cycle.